This is a messenger RNA of Cuculus canorus (common cuckoo), 1743 nucleotides long. RefSeq names its product SRY-box transcription factor 14 (gene SOX14). The record is from RefSeq and is a predicted model, not a curated record. Lineage: Eukaryota; Metazoa; Chordata; Aves; Cuculiformes; Cuculidae. The transcript has 2 exons. Bases 289 to 858 code for a protein of 189 amino acids. Gene Ontology annotation, molecular function: DNA-binding transcription factor activity, RNA polymerase II-specific; RNA polymerase II cis-regulatory region sequence-specific DNA binding. Gene Ontology annotation, biological process: anatomical structure morphogenesis; regulation of DNA-templated transcription; cell differentiation.
UCCCCCUCCGCGCUGAUUGGGCGCCCGGCCGCGCCGUGUCCGCCCUGCCGCUAUGUCAGCGCUCCCGCCGCAGCCCCUCUCCUUCCAGCCGCCCCGCGCCCCCGCCGCUCUCGCCGCGGGCCCCGCCGGGGACGGCCUCGGCACGGCACCUGUGAUGAUCAGCUGAGCGCGCUCCUCCGGCUCCCUCGGCAUCCUCUCCUCCUUCCUCCUCCUCCUCCUCCUCCUCCCGCCGCCGCCGCCCGGCGCCCCUCACCGCCGCGUCCCGCCGAGCCGCCCGCCCGUCCAAGCAUGUCCAAGCCCAGCGACCACAUCAAGCGCCCCAUGAACGCCUUUAUGGUGUGGUCCCGCGGCCAGCGGCGCAAGAUGGCCCAGGAGAACCCCAAGAUGCACAACUCGGAGAUCAGCAAGCGGCUGGGCGCGGAGUGGAAGCUGCUCUCCGAGGCGGAGAAGCGCCCCUACAUCGACGAGGCGAAGCGGCUGCGGGCGCAGCACAUGAAGGAGCAUCCCGACUACAAGUACCGGCCCCGCCGCAAGCCCAAGAACCUGCUCAAAAAGGACAGCCAGUUCAGCUCCAGCGCCAUUCAGAAGAUGACUGAGGUUCCUCACACCUUAGCCACCGGCACCCUGCCCUACGCCUCCACCUUGGGAUACCAGAACGGGGCGUUCGGCAGCUUGAGCUGCCCCAGCCAGCACACCCACACCCACCCCUCGCCCACCAACCCGGGCUACGUGGUGCCCUGUAACUGUACCGCCUGGUCGGCUUCCAGUUUGCAGCCCCCGGUUGCCUACAUACUGUUCCCAGGCAUGACCAAGACUGGGAUAGACCCCUAUUCUUCAGCGCACGCCACUGCCAUGUAACCCCCGCCCGACGCCCCCCCGGGCGGGCGUCCCCCAGCCCCGGCUGGAACCCUCCGUGUGCAUGUACAGAAACCCUCCGGAAGCGAAAGCCCACCCGAAAGAGGACUCGGACGCUGCCUCGGGGACUCGGAGAUGCUGUCCCCAAAGCCUCCCCCCGAGAGCCGGGCUCGGGGCGGGGGGAGGCGAUGCGAGCCCGGCGCUCGGCAGAGCUCUAAAUGUGUUUAAAAAACAACCGGCAAAAGCGAACCUCGAACUGCCCUUUCGGGACCGAGCGGGGGAGAAAAAGGAGAAAAAAAAAAAAAAAGGAGAGGGGUUUGGAUUUUUAUUUAUUCUCUUAACGCCUAUGAGUUCGCCGGGGUCUCGUGUCACUCGGACUUGACUUUGGGAAGUCUCGGUCUUACUAUGGUUUUUUUUGGUUUUGGUUUUCUUUUUUUUUAAUUUUUUUUUUUUUGGUUGUUUGUUUUCCUUUUGCACAUUAAAAGGCGAGAUCGGCUGUGUUAUAUAUAUAAAUAUAUAUAUAUAUUUUGCCACAACGCACUACUAGGUAAAAUUGCUUUUCAUGUCAGAAAAAGGCUCUUCAAAGUUAAAAAAAAAAAAAAAGGGGGGGAGGGAGGGGGAGAAACAUUUAUAUUUAAAACAUAUGAUAGUGUUUGCUUAAUUUAAAACAGAUAGUCCUUAAAUUUGUGUGAUCCAGUGAGACUAGAUCUAAGUUUACUUUAGACGGAGCGUCAGGUAUGAAGUCAGGCGGUAGAAUUGUAAAAAAUUAAUACUACUAAUAAUAAUAACGAAAAAUCGAAUAAAAACCGAUGGUAAUUUAAAUAUGUUUUCACAAUGUCUUGGGAAGAAGAAGGAAAAAAAAUAUAUAUUUACGUGCCCGGCAGGAUU